Molecule: messenger RNA, 1660 nt
Organism: Sphaerodactylus townsendi
Lineage: Eukaryota; Metazoa; Chordata; Lepidosauria; Squamata; Sphaerodactylidae
Product: aldo-keto reductase family 1 member B1-like
Exons: 10
Coding region: 88-1050 (320 amino acids)
Cellular component (GO): cytosol
Molecular function (GO): aldose reductase (NADPH) activity
Source: RefSeq, a predicted model, not a curated record
UUGUGCCUGAUAAUGCAUAAAAACCCAGCCCUUGCAAUGGUAAAGUGCUGAAGCAGAGACAUACCAAACUUCUCCAGAAGAGUCCAGAUGGCUUCCAUCCCGUGCCUUACGCUGCCCUCUGGGAGGAAGAUGCCUCAGCUUGGACUGGGGACCUGGCUGUCUCCUCCAGGUAUUGUUCAAGACGCCAUUGAAGUAGCAGUCGUCAAUGGAUACCGCCAUAUUGACUGUGCUCAUUUGUAUGAAAAUGAGGAGGCAAUCGGUGAAGGACUUCAUAGGGUCCUGAAGAAAGGUCUAGUGAAGAGAGAAGACCUUUUCAUUGUUAGCAAGCUGUGGAAUGGUUCCCAUGAACCUCACCGUGUGGAGGCAGCUUGCAGGAAAUCCAUGAAGGAUCUACAACAGGAUUAUCUGGAUCUAUACCUAAUGCACUCGCCAAUGGGCUCCAAGUUCGUCGAGGGGGAACUUAUGCCACAGAAGGAUGGCCAAAUGCUGGUGACUGAUGUUGAUUAUGUGGACACAUGGAAGGCCAUGGAGAACUUGGUGGAUAAAGGCCUGGUGAAAAGCAUUGGGGUGGCCAACUUUAAUUCGUGUCAACUGGAAAGACUGUACGCUGCAGCAAGAAUUAAGCCUGAUCUCUUCCAGGCGGAGCGGCAUGUCUACCAGAUUCAGUGCAAGCUGAUUGCCCUCGCCAAGAGCAAAGGGAUGGUCUUCGAAGGAUACAGCCCCCUGUGCAGCAUCCAGAGUCCUUUCCUUGACCACAAACUGGCUCCCAAGAAUGGCAUGGAAGACCCAGUGGUGAAAGAUAUUGCGAAGAAGCACGGGAAAUCUCCUGCUCAGAUUAUGAUCCGGUUUAACAUACAAAGUGGAAUAUCCACUAUUCCAAAGAGCCAAACGCCUGCUCACAUCAUCGAGAACACCAAGGUCUUUGAUUUCUGCCUCACAGAUGAAGAGAUGAAAAAGCUGGAAUCCCUCCAUUACGGGGCCCGAGCUGUUCCCUGGGACCUCAUGGGGUUGGGCAAACAUAAGCACUACCCUUUUAACAAGAAUGAGUAAUUGCUCAAGCAACAGCAUGCAUUCCCAAAAUCUUAAAGGCAUAGAAUCCGCAAAGUCAGCUUUUUGCAUUUCAUAUCUCGCUCAGCCAAGUACAGUUUGCUAGCUCAGCAGCUACUGAUCUUCUCUGGUGAUGAGACAGCAGCAAAAUAAUAAGCAGUGGCCAGAGACCUGGUUUGGGUCUACAGGAAGAUUCGGAAGGGGAUCGGGUGUGCACCCAACGUUCACCUGACCCUGAAGUCUGCCUACAUGGACCUUUCCGUCCUCUAAUCCAUCCAUACAGCACAUCAAAGUGGGACGGCGCGAAUUCCACUGGGAGCUCUACAGUGUUGAGGCCAAUGUGUUCCUGGGCAAUAAGGAUCUUUCUUUGAGAUUUUUCUUCAACCUGCAAUUUAGUAUCAAAAUGCCAAAUUUUCAGAGCAGGAAGAAGCAGCUAAGCAAACACAACCAAAGAAAUACACAUUUUGGAAGAGGAACUUGAAAAGAUAGCUUUUAUAUACACAAGCUGAGCUUGCUUUUUUCUUUUUUAAAGCUCAAUUGCAUUUUCAUAUGAUGGUAACAAAUACGCAGCAAGUUAUCCACCCCGCUCAAUAAAAUAGCUACCUUUGCCAAA